CCUGCCGCCAGCCACACUGCUCCUCCUCCCGCCGCUGAUUCUAUAUUACACUUCCUCUCAUGGCAUUAUCUCUCAACGGAAGAACAGGUAUGGCGUGGGUGGUGAUGACGGCGGUGGUGGCGGCGCUGGUGACGGUUGGGCACGCUGACGCCGGACACUUCUUCGCCGAGACGCCCAAACAUCUGCCCAGGAUAGGUCGACGGGGCGACCUGCCACCUCUCGCCAGUCUACUGACAGAGGACGGCCAGACCUCUGGGCCAGCUGGCCCGGGCAUGACUGAGGCGCUCGGCCACCUGGACAUUGAUGGCGAUGGUUGCAUUGGCAUCACAGAACUACUGCGUAUUCCUGUCGUCAGGAUGGCUGUCCUGCUCCAGAACCCUGCUCUACUUAGUCCUGAUGCCCGAGCAGAUGAGAGUGGAGAGAUGUAUGCAAGAGAUCUUCGACCCGAGCCUCGCCUCCUACGGUUCCUGCAGAAGUAAGAGAUGAAGGCGCUGGUGCGCUCACUUCACCACACUGAUCUCCAAGAAACUGUAGCCUGGGUUGUAGGAACACAAUGAGAAUGGCAGUUAACGCCACAGUGGUGCAAAGUUCAAAUAAUUUUUACUAACAAUCUUGAAAAUAAGAUUUUAGGGAUUUAAAAGCUUCAGUAUCAUACGUCCAUAGCAAAUGUAAUACACUACUAAUAAUAAUUAAUAAUUCAUUGUGUAAGGGGACAGGUAGCCAGAGUGUAUUCAUACACGUUAGGCUUAUAUCAAGGUCUCCUGCCCCCUAUAAGUCGAAUUACUAACACCUACCUAGGAUGCAACCCCACAAACUAACCCCUGAGUAUCUCCUUACUGCUGGGUGAACAGAGGCAAAAGGUGAUGCUCCCUUAGGUAGUAUAGGUAUAUAGAUUUUGACCGCAUCGACAACAUGCAGAAUAAUUAAUUAUUAUUAAAAAAAAAACAUUGUCCUUAGCUCCUAGCCUAAACUUUUUUCUUCUAAAGCAGAGAAUUUUGAUUUUGAGGUUGUAACAUUGACAUUGUGAAUGUAUCCGAUGAGGCUGUGGACCGUUGUGUUUAAAGUCGGUAGUUUGUGGUUGUUAAUGAGUUAGUUCUGAGGUAGUUAUCGCUGACCAUUUGUAUAUUGUAUCUUAUAUUUAUUUAUUUAUCUCCUUAAUACUAUUUUAUAUUUAUUAAUUGCUAAUUAUUUAAUGAACACUUGUGGGUAAUACAUAUUUAUGUAUGGAUGUAUUUCUUUGUUUUAUCUAAUUUUACAAACUUGUAUGUGUUUUAGAGUUUACAUAGUUGGCUAGUUUACACACACCUGUGGUGGGUAGUUUACACACCUGUGGUGGGUAGUUUACACACACCUGUGGUGGGUAGUUUACACACCUGUGUUGACUAGCUACCACAUCUAUGCUUCAGGGCUUACACACCUGUGCUUUACAAUUUACACAGCUGUGUUGUAAAGUAUACAAACCUGUGCUAUUGUUUACACACCUGUUUCGUCUAGUUUACACAUGUAUGUAGUCUAUAUAGCUGUGUUCUCUGGUUUACACACACACCUGUGUGAUAGAACCUGCACAUGUGUUGUUUAGUUUACAUACCUGCACUUAAGUUUACACAGCUGUGUUGUCUAGUCUACACACCUGUGUUUUAUAGAUUAAACAGGUGUGUUGCCUAGUUUACACAUCUGUAUUUAAGAGUUAACACAGCUAUAACUUUUACAAAUGUUUCACUGCAAUGUUGUACAUUACUGUAGGGUUGUACAGUGAUGUACUAAUGUACUAGAGUCAGAUUCACGAAAGCACUUACGAACCUGUACAUCUUUUCUCGACCUUUGGCGGCUUUGUUUCCAAUUAUUAAAC
Molecule: messenger RNA, 1849 nt
Organism: Procambarus clarkii (red swamp crayfish)
Lineage: Eukaryota; Metazoa; Arthropoda; Malacostraca; Decapoda; Cambaridae
Source: RefSeq, a predicted model, not a curated record